GCGCGGGCUGUUAAUGAUAGUGAAAGUGAAAGCCCUCACUUAUGGAGACAAUUCUUGGAUUUUGAUUGUCCAGUGUCUCACAAAGGAGUUAACACCAUGAAUACGACUUUAAAUACACAACAUGAAAUGUCAUCAGGGAGUCACUGUUUUUUUGACCGUUAUUCUCAUUGAGGUGACUAUAGGCCUCACCUGUCAUCGUGCUGAAUACCUCAUAGGACAGGAGUGUUGUCCUAUGUGUCCAGUCGGAACUUGGGUGAACAAACACUGCACAGACUUUCGCAGUACUUUGUGUCUCCCAUGUGACACUGGCACUUACAUGGACGAACCCACAGGGAGGACUGAGUGUCUGCCCUGUAGGAUCUGUGCUUCAGGGUCUGGUCUGAGAGUGAAGGCUCCGUGCUCCUCCACCGCCAACACUGUGUGCGAGCCUGAAGAGGGACACUUCUGUGUGGGGCCUUUAGAUGACGGCAGCUGUGAGGCCUCUCAGAGACACAAGCCCUGUCAGCCCGGAUACUACAUUAAACAGCCAGGCAGUGCCUCUGCAGACACUGAGUGCUCCCCAUGUCCUCAGGACACUUUCUCAGAUGGGACUGUGUCAGCCUGUCAGCCACACACACAGUGUGAAGAGAAGGACAAAGUCACAGAGAAAGAAGGAACCCCACAGUCUGAUACUGAAUGUGCAGAAAGACCCCAGACACCAAUCACUGAGAUCAGUGUCAGUGUCGUAAUUGGAAUCAUUGUCUUGGUUGCUGCUGUUGCUGUUCCUGUUGUAGUGAUCAAGAUAAAAAAGAAGACAUCCUAUGCAAUUUAAAAUAACAGCUGAUCGCUUUACUUUGAUCGGACUAUAUUAUGUAUAUUUUGGGGCAACAGUGGCUCAGUGGUUAGAGUGUUGGUCUCCCAACCCGAAAGUUGGAGGAUCAAGUCCUGCUCAGACCAAGUUCUGUUGUUGUGUCCUUAGGCAAGACACUUCACCCACAGUAUUGCCUAGUAUGACAGGUGAUGGUCAGAGGGGCCAAUGGCGCAGAUUGGCAGCCUCCGUCAGUCUGCCCCAGGGCAGCUGUGGCUACAAUAGUAGCUUACCAUCACCAAGUGUGGAAAUGAAUGAACAAUGACUACAGUGUAGUGCUUUGAAAAAGCGCAUUACAAGUGUAAGCCAUUAUAUAUUCUUAUUUGUCUAAUCACACUUUGUAUAAAAAAAAUAACAUAAUUAGUAAAAUUACUCUACCAUCCAAUUUUUCUGUCAUGUAUACAUCCAGAGUUCAGACAUUUUUUUUUAAUUAAUAGAAAUAAUAAAACAUCUGUGUUACCAGUUUGUCAACAUCCCCCAGUCUCCAUAAUCUUUGGUAUCCCUCACAGAGGACUGCUGCUGCCCCAUGUGUCACUAAUCUCAUCCUAUUCAAACCAUGUCCAAUUCCACAUUUGUUUCUGCUGUGUUUGGUUAAUCUAGACCAGUUAUUCCCAAAGUCUGUUAUGCCGUGCUCCCCACAUGUAUGACAAUCUCAACUUUGUGUGAAUAAGUAACUCUUGCAUCAAUCCAGAUGUGUUCCAACCUGUACUAAAGUCAGACAGGGCUUGUGGAUUGCGUGGUUACAGUGACAGGUUCUGCUGCAACUUGUGUCAGAAUGAAUGAACAUCCUGGUGCGACACAUGUGUAAUAAACAUGCUCUGACAAAUAAAAUGGCCUUUUAUAUGUAUGUAUUUUGGCAUUUCUGAGUG
Molecule: messenger RNA, 1716 nt
Organism: Periophthalmus magnuspinnatus
Lineage: Eukaryota; Metazoa; Chordata; Actinopteri; Gobiiformes; Gobiidae
Product: tumor necrosis factor receptor superfamily member 14-like
Exons: 7
Coding region: 122-811 (229 amino acids)
Biological process (GO): positive regulation of peptidyl-tyrosine phosphorylation; defense response to Gram-positive bacterium; negative regulation of alpha-beta T cell proliferation
Cellular component (GO): external side of plasma membrane
Molecular function (GO): protein binding
Source: RefSeq, a predicted model, not a curated record